Messenger RNA from Formica exsecta, 1067 nucleotides. RefSeq names its product peptide deformylase, mitochondrial-like. Gene Ontology annotation, cellular component: mitochondrion. Bases 95 to 814 code for a protein of 239 amino acids. The record is from RefSeq and is a predicted model, not a curated record. The transcript is spliced from 3 exons. Lineage: Eukaryota; Metazoa; Arthropoda; Insecta; Hymenoptera; Formicidae. Gene Ontology annotation, molecular function: peptide deformylase activity. Gene Ontology annotation, biological process: N-terminal protein amino acid modification; peptidyl-methionine modification.
CAUAAUAGUGAAAAUAUUCAUCAUAGACGCGUGAUAACCUAAAUUUAAGGUUGUCCGAUAAAAAAUACACAAGAAAUACGCACAAUAGUGUAUAAUGUUUCGAUCAUAUCAUUUCGCUAAUGUGGCCUCGCGUGCUAUUGUCAUUAGAAAGAACAAUACACGAUUUGUAAGUUUUCAUAAACUGAAAGAAACAUUCAAACAUUUAUUGGGCACGGAUUCCAAUAGGUUACCGUAUAAACACGUUUGUCAAAUUGGUGAUCCUGUUUUACGUGGCCACGCUAUGAAGAUAGAACCAGAAGUCAUAAAAUUGGCGGAUUUUCAAAAGGUAAUCACACAUUUGAUAAGCAUUAUGAGGAGAUAUGAAGCGUGCGGUAUGUCCGGACCUCAAAUUGGACUUCCAUGGCAAAUAUUCGCUAUAGAAUACACUGAGGAUCAUAUGAAAACGAUUCAUGAGGUUGUCAAGAAAGUCCACGAAGUGGAAAUCAUUCCAGUGACAAUUUUUAUCAACCCUGAAUUAAAAGUUAUAGAUCAUACGCCUAUCAUCCUUCAUGAAGGAUGUGAGAGUGUUCGUGGAUAUUCUGCUGCUGUACCCAGAGCUUACGAAGUAGAAAUUACAGCUCUGAAUACUUCUGCUGAACAAUUUACAUGGAGAGGACGUGGAUGGUCUGCUAGAAUAGCACAACAUGAAUAUGAUCACUUACAAGGAAAACUAUACAUAGAUAAAAUGGAUAUAAACACAUUUCAUUGCACGGCUUGGGAAAAAAUUAACAAAAACGGCGGCAAAACGCACUUAAGUUAUUUACCGAAAGAAUAAAAUGUUUUGUGUAUUAUUAUUUAUAUUGACUAAAAUAGAUGCAGUAUUUACAUAAAAAUUAAAUUGCGUUUAUUUAUUUUCCACAAUGUGAUGUAUAUGUAUAAAACAUGUGAAAUUGACAUAAAUCUAAAUUAUAUGAUUUAAUUGUUAUCUUAUUAUAUAGUUUUAUUCUGCAGGUUAAUCUCUCCUAGCUGUUAUUUUUAUGUCACAUAUGUGCUUUUAUUUGUAAAUAAAAUAGACGUGGAAGAAAAUA